This is a messenger RNA of Delphinapterus leucas (beluga whale), 11861 nucleotides long. RefSeq names its product chromosome 5 C4orf50 homolog (gene C5H4orf50). The record is from RefSeq and is a predicted model, not a curated record. NCBI's taxonomy places the organism in Eukaryota, Metazoa, Chordata, Mammalia, Artiodactyla, Monodontidae.
ACUAUGUCUGGGAUGGAGCCGACAGCUAAAGGACGGACUGAAAAAAGUUUCAGCUACGUUGUCAGAGCCCCCAGCAGCGAUGGGUUUGAUAUAAUGAACGUCGAUGUGAAGAUCGACACGUCCUGGAUCUUCCAGGAUGUAGAGGAGACUGGUGAGGAGCCGGGAUGUCUUCCAGAAGAAGCAGCUAGAAGCCCAGACGUGGACACGGGAACACUCAGGAAGCAACUGGAAUCCUCAGAACAGAAGCUGUUGGUAGCUGUGGACAAGUACGUGAUGUCAGAGUCUGGGCUGAGGAGCAGAAUUCAGGAGCUGGAGCUGUCGGAGAGGAAACUCCUCCAGAAGGUGGACCAGCUGAGCGCCCUCGUGUUCCAGGAGAGAAGUGCCUCUCUCCGGGCCCAGGAACAGCUGGAGGCGCUGCAGGGGGAGCUCGCCAGCCAGGUUCAGGAGAAGGAGCGCGCGGCCCGGCGGCAGCGGUGGCGGCUGCGGCGGCUGCGGGAGCGGCUGCGGCGCAAAGACGAGGCGCUGGGGCUGCAGGCGGCGGCCCUGGAGCGCGGUCGGCGGCUCCAGCGGCGCCAGCUGCGACUGGUGCGCGAGCAGGAGCGCAUCCUGCGAGCGCAGGUGCAGCGGCUGGAGUUGGACGUGCGGCGCCUCUGCCACGCCGCGGGCCUGCUGCUGGCCGAACUGGACGCCCCGAACCAGGGUGGCCCCCGACUCCCGGGCCCGACCAGUCCCCGAGGCGCUCCCGAGGAGGCCGCGGAGCCGCGCGCGCUGCGGGCCAGGGCCGAGCGCGGCGAGCGCGAGCGGGACCAGGCGGCGCGCCGGCUGCGGGAGCAGCGCGCCACCGAGCGGCUGCUCCGCGGGCAGCUGGAGGAGCUGCGCUGCUGCAUCUAUGGACUGAAGCUGUCGGAGAUAGGCCUGCAGGGCCAGGUGGAGGAGCUCGCCCAGCAAAACAGGUGCCUGCGAGAGGAGCUGGGAGCCCAGGCCCCCCGAGAAAGAGCGCUCAGCACGGCCCCUGCUGGUCACGGUAGCCUGGACGCCCUGGGCUGUGUUCAGGACGAAUCGCUGCCCCUGCCCUGGGAGGAGGCUCCGGAUGCCUGCGGAAACCGAGGCCCUGACGGGGUGCCUGGACCAAGGGGCUCGGCAGGCCAGCCCUCCGAGGGGCCCCGUGCCUGGGACUGCAUCGGGGCUGGACAAGGCACUGCUGUCUUGAUCCCAGGCCCGGAGACCACGGACAAGUUCCCAGGAGACCUCGCGGGAUCUGACCGUGGACAGUUUACUCCGGCUGAGCCCAGCUUGGGCGAACAGACCCUCCUUCUCAUCUGUGGCUGCCCCCCGGGGCAGGACAUGGACAGCUCACUCCUCCCGGUGGAGCUGGCCUGGAUUUCAGAGCAGAACCUAGCAGCCACCCUGGCCCAGGUGUCCUUCCUCCCAGUGCAGACAUGCACACGCCCUCCCUGGGGGCAGGCUGGGGACUCGGCUCCCCUGCCACUACUGCAGCUGCUCCUGGAAGAUUCCCCAGAAGAACUGCAAGCCCAACAGGUGCUGGAGGCCAGGCCCCCGCCUGCUUCCUCCGCUGCAGGACACCCCAGCCGGGAUCAUCGCCAGGCAAGGAGCCACGAUGCCUCCCUCUGCCGGGAGUCCCCAUGCAUUUCAAAUCACCAAUUUUCCAGGAGAGGCCCCAAGGGCCUAAAAGACUCUUGCAAGGAGGGAGGAGGAACCCCAGAGUGGAGACCGGAGAUGCGGGAGGCGAGGAGGACCGGCGGCAGGAAGGAGGAUGACCUCGGUGCCAGGGCUCAGUCAAGUCAGGAAAGCCGUGAGAACCUGAGCCUGGAGGCUGGUGUCAGGGCCCCAGAGGGUGUAUGGAAUGAGCACGGGGCUUCCGAACCCCCGGCUGCAACCUCCUGCCCUGGGCCCAGGCGGGAGCUUCCACUGCCCCUUCUUCAGGGGGAGGCCUCAGUGUCAACGGAGGGUCCUGAAUCCCUGAGCAGGAGGGGGUGGGGGGGAAGGCAUGUCUGGAGCCCCCAAGAAGGAGGAGAAGGGGGAGAAGGGGGAGGAGGGCUUUCAUCAUCAGAGGAGGAAGAGGCUCCCACAGCCGCCUUCUCCAGGGCCCACGGCACCAAUGGGCCGCCUCCGGCAGGUGCUCCAACCCUUGCAGAGCAGGGCAGAGCCAUCAGGAGAGUUCCGGGCAAGGAGGAAGACUGCGUGUGGUCUGGAAAUGCUCUGCUUCUCCCAGAGGAAAGCCCUGAGGACAAAGGACAGGAAGAGGAGGAGGAAUUGUCGCAUCUCCAAGGGUCCAGCCCGGGCCACAGGGAUGUCCGGGAGGAGCCUGGCUCCGACGACUGUGAAGCCAAGGAAAUGCUUUUCCUACUGCAGGAGGGAGGUUUGCCACCGUCUCCUGGAUUGGCUUUAUGGCCCGAGGGGGCCCAACCUACCAGUCACUCCCGGGCUCCGAGCAAAGGCCGUGAGGGAUCUGCGUUAAAAAUAGAGGAAUUUGAAGAGGAGAUGGAGGGUUGUUUCCAGCAACUCUCUAUCCUGAAGCCUGGGAGUGGGGGGCAUGGCCAGAAAGCUUCCUCGUUGGCAGGAGAGAACUGGAGCUUUGCUCGGAGAUGGCACAGCUGCCAGGAGGACGCGUAUCCUCAGCAGGCUUUGGCAAACCAGGAUCUCGAUAUUUGUUAUGCCAAGGAAGCAAACCCCGAGGAGCCUGAUGAAGACGUUAAGCUGGGAGAGAAUGAGGCCCUAGGCACUGGCGAAGUUCUUCCAGGGCCGGUGCUGGAUUUGGUCAACCUGAGCCCGGGCCCGCCAGAGGGGCCCUCUGAGUGGGGUCGGAACCAGCUCUCUCAGCAGCCGAGAGCCCUCGAGAGAGCAAGGACGAGCUUUCAUCAGCUCAUUUCUGGAUUGAAGACGGAGAGAAGCAAAGUUUUACGUGACAACGCCAAGCUUCAGGUAGAUCAGGAACGAUGCCACAGAAAACUGCGUGUCCUGGAAAAAGAGAGGGAGAGAAAUGUGAAAAAAAUAUCUGCACUCAAACAGGAUAACAGCGUGCUGUUAGGAGACAUCUCUCACGUAAAGAGGGAGCUGGACCAGUACGUGCAGGUCAUUUCUGACCUUGAAGACUGUAACAGGAAAAGUUACUGCAAAAUUUCUGAGCUCGAAGAGGAAAACGAGAGAUUGAAAGGGCACCUUGGGCAGCUCCGGAAAGCCAUGUCUGCGAGCAUCCGAAAAUCCAAAGGCGUGAUGGAGUGCAUCACCCUGGAAAACUGGGAGCUCAGUGCACUGAUUUCGGAACUUGGGGUCAGUUAUAAAGAGCUGAUAAAGGAUAUAGUGCUGGGAAUAGAAGACAUGAUCCAAGCCUUCAGAGGGGAGAAUGAACACCUUCUACAAAGGAUCCAAGUCCUGGAGGGGGAAGUCAUGUGGGGGAGCAGCACAGAUGGGGGACCUUUGGUGAGAGCAGAGGAGUAUCUCCAGGGAAAAAACAUGAUGGCGGUGGACCAGGUGAACGCUGUAGAAAGGGGGGUGCAGGUGACUGAGAUUUCAGGGCAACUGACUGCAAGAGGCCCUGGGCCACCCUCGGAGCAGGAAAUGGGUCUGGCUGGAGGGUGGACGGGACCUUGUUUAGGCCUGGAGAAUUCCAGGUGCGGUGCUGAUUCUCCUGCUACAUCACUGGUCUGGGGAAAUACCGCAGGAUCCAGUGCCCUGCAAGGAAACACCGAUGGGGCAGGAGUGAACGAAGCACAUUUGGAGAAGGAUGACAAAAGACCACGGUGUUCUGCAGACCAAGGGCGAGCUCUGAAGUCCCCACGCAGUGGCCCCCGGCUCCAGGACCCUGAAGCUGAGGCUUCCAAGGAGGACCUCAGGCUGUGCGUCAGACAACUUCGUCACCAAGUGCUGACCCUGCAGUGCCAGCUCCGAGACCAAGGGUCUGCACACCAGGAGCUGCAGGCUUCUCGGGAUGAGGCUGCCCGUCUCCGGUGUGAGCUCAAGGACAAGCUUGAUGCACUUCAGAAAAAGCACCAGGAAGCAAAUUUGGCUGUGACUCCUUUGAAGGCUAAGCUGGCUUCCCUGGUCCAGAAGUGUCGGGAGAGGAACCACCUGAUCACACACCUGCUCCAGGAGCUGCACAGACACGGGGUGGAGAACCACCAGCUCUCUGAGACGGCAAGCAACAUGGUGAAUGACGUGGCUCUGGCUGAGUACGCAGCCACCUUCCUGGCUCCGGGGGUCCCACAGACGAGCCAUCACCUGGACGUCGAGUCUGAGAAGACAACAGUUGUCAGAGCUCAGAAAUACCUCCUGAAUCCUGAAAUGGACAGUGUCCUCCAAAGACCUUUGCAUUCAGAGUCCUGGCCUAUUCCAGAGGCUGAGUGGCCAGCACAGACAGCUCAACUGGGUUCUUUGAAGCUUCCCUGGCCCUCGGGGCCGACGCCCGACCCUGGAAUGUGCCAGGCUUCCAUCGCUGUGGAACCAGGGCUCCCUGUACAACGUCUGCAAGAAAAAGGUGGAAUGUCCUGGCCUGGCCUCCAAGCUGAGCACCUCCUGCCAUCCCCCGAGCUCCUGAGCCCCGCAAGGAUCCUGGCUUUGCAUCAAGAACUUCGACAAAGCAUCUACAGCACUUCCCAGGUCAAUAAAUCACCGUUGGAGUUAUAAAUGCAAUAGGACCACUCACUCUCUGGGGCCAUUUCCUAGACUCCGUAAAUAUUUGAAGCAGAACUUUCAGAGAACGUCUUAAGAAACUGGUAGCAAUCAAAACCCUCAUUCAGUGGCAAGUGGCUUUGCCUGUGGCUUGGGGAUCUGUGUUGAUUGUCAGAGCUCAAGAGAAAUACUGGACUUGCAAAUUCUUAGGAGUCCAGCUUUGCAAAUAUCCAGGCAGCAAAGGGAAUAUUUUCUGUUCCAAAACCUACCGAGUGACCGGCCCAGUGGCUCUCCACUGGGUCUGAUGCCCCCAUCCCGCAGGGCAAAAUUUGACAACGUCUGGAGAAAUUAUUUGUUGUCACAGCUGGGAAGCUGCCACUGGCAUCUAGUGGGUAGAGGCCAGGGAUGCUGCUAAACACCUAUAGUGCACAGGACAACCUUCUAGAACAAAGAAUUGUCCAGCCCAAAUGUCAGCAGUGCCGGGGUUGGGAGACUCUGCCCUGAUCUAAUAGCUCCUAACAUUGUCAGCUGCAGAGAACUGUUUUGUUAUUUUCCUGCCUGGGGCCCUUCCCCAUGUUUUAAAAGGUUUUUGUCUACCAAAGGAGACAAUUAAAGUAAUUAUCUCUUUCACAUUUUAAAACCUUAAGACCAGUCAGAACUUUCUGAUAAGUCCGUUCAUUCAACAGACAUUUGUGGACGUCUAAUAUACACCAGGCAAUAUGAUAUGAGGGAGAAAGAGGCGAGUCCACAUUGGCCCCUGCCCCAGGGGCUCACAGGGCAGCAGAGGCACACAUGUAAACAGCUCACCGUGCAGUCAUGGUUAAGUGUGCCGUGAGGUGUGAGACAAAGGGCUUUGAAGGCAGUUCUGCCUGGCUUUGGGGAAUGGGAGGUCAUUCCAGAAGGAAUGGCUGAGCAGAGCCCAUAGACCUAACGAGGUAAGGUGUUCAGUACAUGGGUGAGGUGGGGAAGGAGGGAACAGCGAGGGCAAAGGCUCUGAGGAUGAAACAACCAGAGGGGGGAUGUGCAGAGUAACCCUUUGCCAAGCCAGGUGCAAAGAGUCACUGCCUCAUCCCUACCCAGCACCGCUUACUUCCUCCGGGAACAGGACCCUGCCCUGACCCACGUGUGGGACCCAGAGGUAGAAGAAGAGUCAAGGGGGCUUGGGCCACAGGUGCCCAGAUCCUGUGCCCGGGCUCACCCUUCAGAGACAUCAUCUCUCUCCUUAGGAGGGGCUGGUGAGGGGCUUGUCACAUAAGGACAAGGAAGGACCGGGACAAGAAACCGAGGGCUCCCAGGGCAGUAGGCAAAGCAUAUUGAUUUUAUUUUAAUGUAUUUUAGCUUUGUAUGUGGAAAUGAAAAGCGCAAAGAGUUCCCACACACCCUCACCCAGCUUCCCCUGACGUUAACACCUUACGUACCUAACCAUAGCCCAAGGACAGAAAUGAAUGCAUUUAUUUUGAGGAAGACUGGGGGGGGGCAUCAAGGCAUAAGAAAAGCACAUCCAUGAGCGAGCAUCAGCUCAUCAAGCCGCCACCAUCUUCAUUAGCCCACGGGGCUGUCAUGGGUCAUCACGUCCGUCCACAGUUCCCUGGAUUAGGUCACCAAUGGAUCCACCCAUUCAUUUGUUCAUUAAGCAUUUAAUUUAACUGCCAUGUGAACUCCGCAACCUCGGGUAGGUGCUGGGAAACAAGGAUACAGAAGAUGCCCAUCUCCAUCCUCCAGAACCUCCUGUGAGCCCUGUGGCCCCAUCACACACCAAGGAGUCCCCAGAUUGGAAACCACUGCAGUCAUCACUUUCACGGUUUGAAUCAGCACCGCCACCCCAUAACUGCCAAUUGUGCGGCGUCCUGCAGAGCUGAUCUGUACGCUGGUUUGUGCUCACCUCUUCUGCCCUCUCCUCCCUUUUUCCUGGGACAAUGCCAUCAGCUUUGAGCACCGGGAGUACACUGAAGACAGUCUAUGAACCGGCUGAUGUCGGGGUGAGCAGCCAGCUAAGCCACAGGGCUGAGCCUGCCGGAGGCAGUCAAGGCCAUUUCUGGUCCCCAGAUUCUCCCACCAGGUUCAGACAUCCGUGUUCUGUCCCUUGAAUUCUCCCUCCCGCCUCUGCUCACAUGCUGGGCUUCAGCAGAAAGGCCACCGGGGAAAAUCCAUUAAAGAAGCCGCGGCAAUCUUUGCAGCGUGGCCCGAUGAUUCCAUAAUAAAUCACGUUCUGAAGCCAGGAGCCACUUACUAUUAACCUGAGCCGUGAAUCGCCUGGGGCUGCACUUUGGAUUUCCUCAAGCUGGGUCACUGCUUUGUGCUGUGAUUCCUCCUGGUGACACGUUUGCGAUGGUGGAUGGUAGACUGCGGCAUUUUCCUUGCCUCGACCGAAGACUCCCAUCCUUGGGAGGGGCCCCGUGUUCCCCUGCUGCCCGCUUGGUGGGCCUGAUUGGGCCAGGGCCCAACCUGGUCAGAUGCUCCCAGGCGAGGGACAGGACCUGCUCGGGCGACCGAGUGGGGACAGGCAGGAACCCAGCCCGCAGGAGCUGGCUCGGGCCGCCCCUCCCACCACGAGUGACCCAAGGCCUCUGGAGACCAGCCAGAUGGACCAGCCCAGCUGCCUCUGCAGAAAACAAUUUGUCACACGGGGCUGUCAGCAAGCAGCAGUGGACGCCUUCUUGGGGGGUGCCUGGCCGAGCUACACAGAGAAGGAGCCCUGAACACAGUGAGGUAAAUGCACACCCCGCCCCCGCUGCUGCGAACCACCUGGGCUUUUAGGCAAAUCGGGUGAGAGGGUUGACUUGACCCCUGGCCAAGCGGUUCAGGUGCUCAGUGCAGCCUCUCCUUGUGCCUGAUUCACUGCCAUUCACUGCCAUGCCCUUCUGGGAGGCAUUUUGCUCCUGCAGCAAAGCGGUCUGUUCAGCAAAUAUUUCCCUGAGAACCUGCCGGGGCAGACGAGGCACUGGGGGGCUGGGUCUCAGGGGUCUCACACCAGGUCCGCGUCCUCCAGGCUCCUGCGGGGAUGGAUGCGCAGAUAGCUGGAGACUGCGUGGCGUAAGCAGGGUGCAGCAGGGAGAAUGCAGGGUCCAGGGGCGCAAAGCAGUGGCUGACCAGCGAGGGAGGCGUCAGGGAGGGUCAGUGGUGACUGAGGUGGACCCCGCAGAUGAGCAGGGCUCAGCCAGGGAGAGAGUCCUUGCGGGCGGGGGCAAACACACAGGCACAGGCUUGGGGUGGUGUUGGGGGUAGGAAACCAGAGGUGGAUGGAUAUACAUGUGCUUCUAUAAUCCCGCAGUGGAAGGUGCUGUCUUUCUGUGCAAUCCCACUGUGACCUUCCUGUUUGAUUUUACAUGUGUCUUUAGUAUAGGGAAGACAUUUUCAUGCUUCAAGAUUCAGAAGGCACAGAAAUCUAUAUGGUGCAAGUCUCCCUCCCAGCCCGGUUCCCCUCCCAGAGGCAAACAUGACCCCAGUUCCUUAUGACUCCUUCCAGAGAUACCCUGUGUAUUCUAAGCAGUCACACACCCGCACACACACACGCCCGUUUUACCUCAAUGCCUGUGCUCUGGUUUUUUCAGUUCAUUUAUCUCGGUGAUCAUUCCCCAUCAGAACAUAAAUUUUGUUCAUUCCGUUUUUAAACACUUGCACUGUUUUCCAUUGUGUGGGUUUUACUAGCUCCCUUUCAAGGGACAUUCGCAUUGUUUCUGAUCUUUUGCUGCUAAAACCGGUGCUGUCAUGAAGAUGCUUGUACAUCCAUCCCUUCACUCACGUGUGAAUUCAUCUGAGGGCAGAUUCCUAGAAGAGGAAUUUCUGGGUCAGAGCAGAGAAGCCUUUGUCACUUUGAGAGCCCUGUCCACACCCACUCCCCGCCCCAUUUUGAGACUGUACAGUUUUCGCUCCCCCUCACGAUGCUUGGGGGUCCCCGCCAUCAUGCACCCUAGGAUGUGCUGAUUCAAUUCAACAUUUACUUUUUGAGCCUCAACCAUGGACCAGCGUGGUUUGAGGCGGUGAACUAGACAGAUGGGGCCCUGCCCUCAGGAGGAGGGGAUACAUCAAACUGGGGAGACGGCUCAGUGAACAGGACCCCAGCGAGGGACCGUCCGUGUUUCCAUCCUGCAGGCACUGACCGCCUGGACAGGAGGGUGAUGCGUGGGCAUGAGUGACCUCAGUGCAGGGAACCUGGGAUAUGGCCACCAGGAACGGACAGCUGAUAAGGCCCUGAGGAAUUUGGAGGCCAAGGGGGAGGAGAGGAGGUCGCGUCUGGGCUGAGCCAUGAUGGGCGAUAUUGUCCUGAGAGCAGAAGUGGUGGCCUGGGUGGAGGCCAGUCAGGAAGGGACCUAGGGCUUCUGAGCUACGCUUAUGCCAGAGACUGUGCUCAGUGGUGGACACUCCAGCCCGGGUUUCCCCGGCUGGAGAAGAGGAAGCCGGAGGAGGGCUGGCAGGGGCCGGGGCAGAGGAGGCAUGGGCGGACAGUCCCACGUGGCAGUUGGUACCCAGGCCGGCUCUCCCGAGCAGGUGGAUGGGGUGUGGGCCCUGAACACAGAGUCCUACCUUCACAUCCCAGCCCCACCAUGCUCCCCACCUGCGGGCCUUGAGCCAAGGCCCCUGAAGGCUUGGUUUCCUCCUGAGAAAAUGGAAAUAACAGCAUCAUAACCUCGUCUUACCUCACUGGCAUCUCACAGGAGAUGCCCCGUGACCAGCGCCUCGCCAUGGCCCUCCCAGCCCAGGUGCGCAUCCCUCCUUCUUUCCCUCUAAUGCUGGGAGGCAGGUGGCCCAGGAGCUGAGCACACAUGCCCUGCCUGGGUUUGGGCUCUGGCUCCUCUCCUCACCUCUCCUCUCUGUGCCUCAGUUUUUUACUCUGUACAAUGGGGGUGCCUACAGCCUAGGGUGCUUUGUGAGGGGUGAGUGAGUAAAAGCACUAAAAAGAGGCCCUGGGAUGUGAUGAGAGCUGUGGGAAUACUGCCAUUGUUUCCUCUUUGAUGCCUGUGAUGUUAAAAAGCAGAAUAAGAAGAUGAAGUCCAGGGUGUAAGGAGAGGGCGCGGAUCGCUGGUGGUACAGAUGGAGACAGAGCUUAGGACUGAAAAGCCUCCCUGAGGAGGCAGGUGUGAAGAGAUUGGAGGAAGUGAUGGUGCUGUGUCGGGUCUGUGGGUGAUGAUGCAGCCAAGCUCAUCCAGGGCUGUAAGGAGCCGGCCGAGAGCUUUUCAACACUUAACAGUCACAGGAGCUCAAUCCCUGUGCGGCUUUGCGCUGACCCUCCCCACCCGACUCAAACCACUGCAGUUCCCUCCAGGGUCUUUGGUCCUCUUCCUUGGUCUGCCUCUUCCCGGAAAGCCUUCCCACGGAUUCAAGAGUGUCCAGGCCUUCAGGAGGUGGUCUGGGCUGGUGUCUCCCAUUUCCUAAAAGCCCCUGUUUAACAUCCAUGAGGAUGCUCGUUUCCACUGCUUGGGCCGGGCCUUCUCGCUUCAUUUGACCCUUGUUAAAAUGAACAAACCUAACAUAGGCAGUAGAGUAUAAGUUGUGCAGCUGCUCUAACAUCCAGCUCUGCCACCAUCAGCUGUGUGACCUUGAGCAAGCUGCUUACCCUCUCUGUGCCUCAGUUUCCUCCCCUGGAGAAACGAUGCAAAUAACAGACCCACCUCCCAAAGUGUAUCUAUCUCAGAAGGAUUAAGUAGAGGCUAAAUGCCUGCCUCUUGGCCAUUUGCAGUGUUGACGUUAUCUUCAAGUGCAACUUGCCACCAUGCCUUCAAGUAGAAAGCCAGCAUCCCCUGCCAUCCAGAAAAAGCGUUUUCUAAAACACAGAAAUUACUGUUAGGCAUGGAAAAUAAUUUCCUGAGCUACUUCCUCCUCCCUUUGAGUUCAAGUCUACAGGAUGCAGCCCAGCCCCAGGCACUGGCCUUCAGCCCCUCAGGGAUCUGACCGACAAACCCCUCCAGCUUCAUCUCCCCCAACCCUUGCUCUAGCCACAGGGUGACCAAGCACGGCCACGGGGCCCGGCCUCUUCUGUCCCUUCUGCCUGGCCUGUCGAUCUUGAGAGCAGUUACAGGGUGCAACAAAGCAGGCUCUGGCCUCAAAUUCUGCCCGCCAUUUCCUUUCCGUAUGACACUGGACCCCAUCUGGGCCUCGGUGUUCUCAUCUGUAAAAUGGGGACACGACCUAUAUCUUAGGAAGACAAUUCAGUGAGGCAUAAAGCACGGAGCCUGGCUCACUGUGCAGGCUAUUAUUAUUGUUGUUGUUGCUGUUACAUUCGCCACCUGCUAAAGUCAGGGCUCAGCAUGUCUUCCCAUUUCCGGAGCUGUAUAAAAUAUAGUGCCCCCACUGGCCAAAUAACAGCCAUCGUCGCCCCAGGCAUUGGGCAUGCAUGGCUUUAUCACAGUGUGUCUCUGAAAUUCCUCGCUGACUAGCCUGUGAGGGAUGGGGGUUUAUCCCCAUUUUACAGCUGAGAAAACUGAGGCUCACAGAUGCCCAGACUGAUAGAGCCAGGAUUUGAGCCCCAGUCUGUCUGGCUCUGAAUCUGAAAUCAAUUUUUCCUCCAUUGGAGCUCAGAUCCCAGUACCUGACACACGGGUCCUCACACCUGUACCCGUGUAAUCCACCCCCCAGGCAUGCUGUAUAUGUCCCUACCUACUUCCAAGAAGGAGUUAAAGAGACUUAAAAUAAAACAUGGAUACAAUAAAAAGAAUCUGUAUUACAGAGAGUGAAAACUUAGGGUCAGAUAAUAACUGAUGGUAGGAGAGAAUAAUUAUACCCGGCACUAAGGCUAUGGGCAGCUAUGACAGUUGAAUGGAAAAAUGAGGUCUGAGCUUCCUGGUAGUCAAGGCAAAAAGGGGAAUAACAUGGGUUUGACGGCACUGAAUUGCCAAUAAAAGGAAGCAGCUCUGGAGAUCUUUUCCUCCAGCUCUGAGCUCUGAGGGGAAUCAUCCUGCAGGUUUCUAUACAGUGAAUGGGGGAUAAAUGGUGACUUGUGUCCCUGGUAGCACAGCUCCCCAACCUUGGAAGUGGGAAGGAACAUCUGAUAGAAGCUGCUUCCUGCCUCUGCCUGUGCCAGGGGUCCACACCUGCCUUCAUGGGGUUCUCACAGCUCCUUGGGCUCAGCAUCAUCACGUGUCCUUUACAGACGAGAACGCAUAGAGAGGCCUCGACUCCCACGUAAGUUUUCUUGGUUUGUGGGGGAUAGGAAUCUCAGAGCCAGCGCAGACCUGCCGUGCUCCUAAGCUCUUUCCCCUCUGCUGCACUGCCCAGCUCAGGGAGGCCCUGCCGCU